Messenger RNA from Malassezia japonica, 579 nucleotides. RefSeq lists its product as uncharacterized. Lineage: Eukaryota; Fungi; Basidiomycota; Malasseziomycetes; Malasseziales; Malasseziaceae. Gene Ontology annotation, biological process: translation. Gene Ontology annotation, molecular function: RNA binding; structural constituent of ribosome. The record is from RefSeq and is a predicted model, not a curated record. Bases 1 to 579 code for a protein of 192 amino acids. Gene Ontology annotation, cellular component: ribosome; cytosolic large ribosomal subunit. The transcript has 2 exons.
AUGGGUGUUGACAUCAAGAAGCACCACGUCAAGACGGGCCACCGUUCGGCCCCCAAGAGCGAGGACCCGUACCUGCUGCUGCUUGUGAAGCUUUACCGCUUCCUUGCGCGCCGCACCGACUCGCGCUUCAACAAGGUGAUCCUCCGUCGCCUGUUUAUGUCGAAGAUCAACCGCCCGCCGGUUUCGGUCUCGCGUGUCAUCUACCUCUCGCGCAACCAGGGCGGUGUUGCCAAGGAGGCUUCCGAGACCCCCAAGACUGUGGUCGUUGUUGGCACCAUCACCGACGACAACCGUGUGCUGGACCUUCCCAAGCUCAGCAUUGCCGCUCUGCGCUUCACUAACACCGCUCGCGCGCGCAUUGAGGCUGCUGGUGGUGAGGCCCUCACCCUCGACCAGCUCGCCAUGCGUGCCCCGACCGGUUCGAACACGGUGCUCAUCCGUGGCCCCAAGAACGCUCGUGAGUCGGUCAAGCACUUCGGCUUCGGUCCCCACAAGCACAAGAAGCCGUUUGUUCGCUCGAAGGGCCGCAAGUUUGAGAAGGGUCGCGGCCGCAGAAAGUCGCGCGACUUCCGCGUCUAA